GCCCAGGCUGGAGUGCAGUGGCCUGAUCUCGGCUCACUGCAACCUCCGCCUCCUGGGUUCAAGCGAUUCUCCUGCCUCAGCUUCCCAAGUAGCUGGGACUACAGGCGCGCACCACCAUGCCCAGCUAAUUUUGUAUUUCUAGUAGAAAUGGGGUUUCACCAUGUUGGCCAGGCUGGUCUUGAACUCCUGACCUCAGGUGAUCCACCCAACUUGAUGCCUCCUCUUCCAAACUCUCACUCAGAAGCAGUGCUGUCCUAA
This is a messenger RNA of Homo sapiens (human), 258 nucleotides long. Its product is annotated as protein GVQW1-like. The annotation marks the transcript as partial. The record is from RefSeq and is a predicted model, not a curated record. The transcript has 3 exons. Lineage: Eukaryota; Metazoa; Chordata; Mammalia; Primates; Hominidae.